UUUGGCCUUUUCCAGCAUGUUAGUCAGCGGUUGUAGACGGUUUGAGAGAGUGUCUGGGAUUAAGUCGUUGCUCUAGCUUUUAGAUGCAACUAGUAAUCUCGCAGACCUUGAGUAUUUAAAAUUAUAGGUGCUAGUCUGUAGCUUCGUUGUGUAUUUUUAGGGCUAUCGCUUUUUUUUUCCACUUAAUAGCAAUAAAAUUAUUUUUUUUCUGUAAGGGUAAAAAUGGCGGACACUACCAGUGGUGCAGAUAAGAGUCUGGACGACUUCUUCGCCAAAAGAGACAAAAAGAAAAAGAAAGAAAAAACGAAAGGCAAAGAGCAAGCAAUAGUACCCGGACCAACUGUCUUAAAGAAAGGAAAAAAGGAGAAGGAGAAGUCCACGAAAAACGACAGCCAGGACACCCAGCUGGAAAAGGAAGAUGAAGAAUGGAAGGAAUUUGAACAGAAGGAGGUGGACUAUACUGGUCUAAGGGUGCAAGCGCUCCUAUUAAGCGAUGAAAAGGAAGAAGAGGAGUAUGACAAAAAAGAGGAAAUUGGCGAAGAUGGUGAAAUGGUAAUGGUUAGUGGAGGAGACAAAACAUCCGGUCCUUGGAAUAAAUCUGCUCCACCACCCACUGUAUCUGUACCUGUUGAAGUGGAAGUACCAGAGGCAAAGCCUUCAGGUGUUUAUAGACCACCUGGAGCAAGACUUGGCCCUACAAAACGUGGACCGACACAAGGACCACCUGAGAUCUUCAGUGAUACUCAGUUCCCAUCUUUGCAAGCCACCGCGAAGCACGUAGAAACCAAAAAGGAUCGGGAAAUGGAGAAGACGUUUGAGGUUGUCAAACACAAAACCAGACCUAGGGAGGAAGGUGUUGGCAAAGGUGCUCCUCAUCAGCUACAGCUUGACAACCAGUAUGCUAUUCUUGGUGACAAAUAGUGUGCUGACCUGUUCUGUGAUGCUGGCACCCAUCUGGUCACGGGUGGUAACAACUACAGCUAUGGAUUGCAUGUGUCUUUGCUGAAUGGGCCAAAAGUGAAAAGACUCGGCUGGCAAAGACUCGGAACAACCAUAAGGGCCAUCAUGACAGUGAUGACUUUUAGUGCUUGAAAAGCAUUUUUUUAUUAUUAUUCAGUAAAAGAGGUGGUCAGCAAUGUGUUUUAAACUUGCCACUCAAACACCAAGCCAACUUGUAUCAAGAGUUUUACAGACUACUUUUUGUAGAAUUUCAAAUCAUUCAGUUAAAAAUAUUUUUGCAAAUAGAAGCAUUUGCGGAGCCUUCUAAGUGGGCAACUACCUCAGGUGUACAUUGUGCACUAUUGGAUAUGACUCUGACCACGUCUUGGUUGUAACCUUGAGGUUGGAAUUGCUUUAUACAGAAGGUUUGGAUGUGCUGCUCAAAGCUUAAAGAUGUUCAUGCUGUGGGAAGAGUUGAGAAAAACUCCGCCAUUGCAGAUUAUCAUCUAUUUACGGGGAAAAAAAUUCAAGUGGCCUUAAAAGUUAUCCGCUUUGUCCUUCUUAGUUUUUUUUUUUGUUUUGUUUUUUUUUUGUUUUUUUAGGCUGCAUCUGACUGCUUGGAGCUAAACCACUUCGAUUUUUUUUUCAUAGUAGCAGAAAUUUGCAUCCUUUCUUUGUAUAAAGUACUGCAGAGCUGUAGUUUGCUUACUUGAACGUAAAUGUUACUUUUUCACCCACUUUGAUAAUCCUGUCCCCAGGCUUCGUUCCAUGUUGAACAUCACAAGUGCCUAUUGGAGCCAUGUGUUGCAUAAUCAUAAUUCUAGUUCUGGAUAAGAGUAAAAAGUAACAAGGAGAGGAGGAUUAAUGCCACUUGUUUAUCCUGUUUGCUUCCUUUGUUUAAUUUCAAACUGUGAAAGUGAAAGCUGAAUCACUGCAUCCUUGUGAGCGCCACCUGAUUAUCGUGAGAUUAGUAGUAAGGACCCUCCAAACAUCCGCACACGGACUUGUGCUCGAUCCCGCUCAUAGCUGGCUUAUGUGACAUGCUUCCAUAGUAGAGUCUCAGACAGUACCAGACGCCGAGCACAUCCUCACUCUUACUUUCUUUUUAGUUAGUUAAUGUGUGAGCUGUAAGACUAAACUGAUGAUAUAACGGAUUUUAAAACAUGUUUAAAUCCCCCACUUAUUGUGAUUGAGACGCCAUUUCUGAUUGAAUGGAGCUUACACAGUUGGAAGGUAUAACAGGGUAUUGGUCAGUGGAGUGGGAGGGAAAGGGGCUUUAGUUUUCAGAACUUUAAAUGUUUUCAUAGCAAGCUAAAUCUCUGCAAAGUGCUCUCUUUGCCCACCUUCACCCCCAAAACACACACACCACAAAAAAACUGUUCCUCUUAUUCUCUGUGCUUUGUGGCCAACACACAAGUAAGUGAAGGCGAGGGAAAUCAUGGAAGUGACGCUACACUGUUAAGUUGUUUAUAUGAAUAUUUUGUUUGGAGGUGGCGUUAGUGUUAACAUUGCCUCUCUUUUAAAACUUUCAGUCCAGUAGUAAGUAUUGGAUAAGGCUUUAUACUGCUGUCACCUGUGAAUUGCCAUUUUCUUUUGUACCUGCAGUUGGAAUUUGGAGAUUAAAGCAUGAAAUGAUGCCCAGAGGUACACAUUCUAGGAUGGGUUCCAUUUGUCGAGUAACACAACUGAUCAUUCUUCAGAUUUUACCGGGGUAUGUGCUAUGGCAGUGUCAGAACAGCUGUAUGACUGAAGAAAUAAAUAAAUUUGCAAUAUGUCUGGAA
Messenger RNA from Polypterus senegalus (gray bichir), 2720 nucleotides. It is a transcript of the gene cdv3, whose product is annotated as carnitine deficiency-associated gene expressed in ventricle 3. The transcript is spliced from 5 exons. Bases 223 to 921 code for a protein of 232 amino acids. Lineage: Eukaryota; Metazoa; Chordata; Cladistia; Polypteriformes; Polypteridae. The record is from RefSeq and is a predicted model, not a curated record. Gene Ontology annotation, cellular component: cytoplasm.